Molecule: messenger RNA, 750 nt
Organism: Desarmillaria tabescens
Lineage: Eukaryota; Fungi; Basidiomycota; Agaricomycetes; Agaricales; Physalacriaceae
Product: nucleotide exchange factor Fes1-domain-containing protein
Exons: 7
Coding region: 1-750 (249 amino acids)
Cellular component (GO): endoplasmic reticulum
Molecular function (GO): adenyl-nucleotide exchange factor activity
Source: RefSeq, a predicted model, not a curated record
AUGGAAUCCCUUCUUAGAUGGUCCAUUGAACACUCUGGCCCUUCUGCUGGCCCUCCCCAGCCACGAACAGACCUCGAUCCUGGUAUCAUCGACGUGAUCCUCGGCAAGUCGGAUGCUGAGCUCAUGAAGGAGGACCUGGCAGUAGCCAUAGAUCCACACCGCUCAGAGGAUGCACGGGUAGAGGCCCUGGAUCACCUAGAGAUGCUAAUAGAACAAAUCGACAAUGCCAACAAUCUUGAAAAACUGAAAAUGUGGGCACCACUGCAUUCGCUGCUCACCUCUCCCGACUCGACGGACGUGAUCGUCAUGCAGACGCUCUGGGUCAUCGGUACUGCUCUCCAAAAUAAUCCUGCAGCCCAGGAAACAUACCUCUCAUCCAACCCUCUCCCGACCUUGACCGCCUUCCUCCUCUCUACAGCCCUCUCAGGUCUCCUGAAGCACAACGCCCCUGCAGUCGCAGCACUCGACCAGGAAGGAUGGCUCAGGCCUGUCUUUUUGUUGAAUACCCUCCUCACUCCUAAUGAGACGACCGUUCAAAGAGGGCCUAUCCACCCGAAUUCUCAUGCUGCGAACCUUGUGGAUCCCGGAAGGGCAGAGACGUCCUCUGUGGAGCAGGGGAUCUUGGCGGAUGUCGUUGGGGCACUUGUUGACCCUCUGCCGUAUGGCGAGGAUGGAGACGUCUUGGAGCCCGACAGUCGAUUUCGAGGAGAAGAGUAUACGGCUCCUCUGGACCUAUAUCGUCGCCUGUAA